GUUCGGUCUCUCCUGGUUCAUGACACUCUGCCAUCUCAGAGCUGCAGCGACACGUAGAGCUUCGGGUUCACUCAGGACAUUCUUUCCUACACCACAGCUUAUAUCCUUCAAACUCAGCGCACUCAUUCAACUCCACUCCAAGAUGUCUACCCAGGCGGCUUCUACCCAGGAUGACCGAUACAUGAUCUGGCUGGACAUAGACAACACACUGUACUCCGCAAGCACACGGAUUUCUCAGGCAAUGGGCGAGCGUAUCCAUGCAUACUUCCUCUCAUUGGGCUUCCCCGAAGAGGAAGCAACGGAUCUGCAUCACAAGUAUUACACGCAAUACGGCCUGGCGCUCCGUGGACUUGUACGGCACCACCAAAUCGAUGCACUGGACUUUGAUCGCAAAUGCGACGGGUCGUUGCCUUUGGAAGAUAUCCUCGAGCCGGACCAUAAAUUGCGAAAGCUGCUCGAAGACAUGGAUCGCAGCAAAGCUCGCGUAUGGGCUUUGACGAAUGCGUACAAGACACAUGCGAAGCGUGUCCUAGGCAUUCUCGGCGUGGAGGACCAAGUGGAAGGUGUGGUCUUCUGCGACUACUCCAAUCCUCAGUUCGCGUGCAAACCAGAGCCCGAGUACUUCCACAAUGCCAUGCAGAAAGCGAACUUGCAGGAUCUAUCCAAGUGCUGCUUUGUGGAUGACAGUAGGGCCAACGUGCGUGCCGCGAAGCGACUAGGAUGGGGCAGAUGCGUGCACUUCUGCGAACGCGGUCUGGUAACCGUCGAGGGUGGCAAGGCUAAGGAGAUUGGAAGGGACGGGGCGCUUGAUCCCGAGGACGAAGGCAUCACGGUCAUCACUGACCUUGAAGAACUGAGAACCGUUUGGUCUGAUCUCUUCAAAGCAAGCUAAUGUAAUGUAGAUGUGUACAAACAUGCGAUUGCAAUGGACUGUUCGUGGACGAUCGCAGUCCCCUUGGGUUUAU
Messenger RNA from Rhodofomes roseus, 965 nucleotides. Its product is annotated as pyrimidine 5-nucleotidase. Gene Ontology annotation, biological process: nucleotide catabolic process; pyrimidine nucleobase metabolic process. The record is from RefSeq and is a predicted model, not a curated record. Gene Ontology annotation, molecular function: nucleotidase activity. NCBI's taxonomy places the organism in Eukaryota, Fungi, Basidiomycota, Agaricomycetes, Polyporales, Fomitopsidaceae. The coding region runs from base 20 to 892 and encodes 290 amino acids. The transcript is spliced from 6 exons.